UCUCCCAUUUUUUCCCCAAUACCAUCGGAGCUUACCUCUCGCAAUUCGCAGGCAGUGCUUCUCCGAAAACCUUCUCAACGGCGAAACCGAAUCCACUGUGCAAAUGUCGGCAUACGAGAACGUUGUUACAGGAAAGCUGAAACUAAAGGGUAAGGCCCUUGACGUCAAAGCUGGUGGAACCAAGAAGAUGAAGAAGAAGAAGAUGAACAAAGUUUUAUCUAAUGAAAUCACUCAAACAAUCGAGAACGAGUUUUCUGAAGGCAUGGAAUUGGAAGAGACAACAAACGAUGGGAGCAAAUCAAAAGAUGGUUCUGGUUCGUAUGUAGAUAAUUUGACUCCAGCUGAGAAGCGUUAUAUGGAUCAAAGACAGAAAAUAGACAUGCAAAAGAUGGCAAAAACAUCAAACAAAUCACAUCGUGACAGGAUUUCUGACUUCAACCAGUAUCUCGCAAACAUGAGCGAACACUACGACAUCCCAAAAGUUGGUCCUGGCUAAGUAGCAGCUACCAUUCCAACAUUGUACUAGCAUUUAAUAAUCAUAAACAAAAAACGUAACAUGCAUGUAUCGUUUGUUUUACUACUUUCAUUUUGUUACUGAAAUCAAAUCAUGUUAAAAAGAAACAUCACCGAU
This is a messenger RNA of Lactuca virosa, 631 nucleotides long. The record is from the annotation of a GenBank genome assembly. NCBI's taxonomy places the organism in Eukaryota, Viridiplantae, Streptophyta, Magnoliopsida, Asterales, Asteraceae.